Perkinsus marinus ATCC 50983 is the source of this 470-nucleotide messenger RNA. Its product is annotated as 40S ribosomal protein S17, putative. Gene Ontology annotation, molecular function: structural constituent of ribosome. Lineage: Eukaryota; Perkinsozoa; Perkinsida; Perkinsidae. Bases 32 to 424 code for a protein of 130 amino acids. Gene Ontology annotation, cellular component: ribosome. The transcript has 3 exons. Gene Ontology annotation, biological process: translation. The record is from RefSeq and is a predicted model, not a curated record.
AGGCUUCUAUCAAGCUUCGACUACUGCUACUAUGGGACGCGUCCGCACUAAGACCGUUAAGCGCGCUGCUAGGCACAUCGUUGAGAAGUACUACAGCAAGCUCACUCUCGACUUCCAGCUCAACAAGAAGAUCUCUGAGGAGGUCGCCAUCAUCCCUUCUAAGAGGCUUAGGAACAAGAUUGCUGGUUUCGUCACUCAUUUGAUGAAGCGCAUUCAGAAGGGACCUGUCCGUGGAAUCUCCCUCAAGCUUCAGGAGGAGGAGCGCGAGCGUAAGAUGGACUUCGUGCCUGAGAAGUCUGAGGUCGACACUGAGCACAUCGUCGUCGAUUCCGACACUGCUGAGAUGCUCAAGGAGCUCAACAUGGAUCAGCUUCCCAACAUCGAGGUUUCCGAUCGCAUGGGCUAUGCGCGUCGUCGUUACUAGAUGCCUGGUGCCCACAAGUAGCCGUCGUUGGAAGUCCUUUUCCUCC